AUGCAGGCUCUCUGGCGACGCGGCACAUCUCUCUUCUCAACUCCGUCGGGGUCGCCCAAAGACUCCGGGGCAGCGGAAGACUUCCGAACAGCUCCAAGCCCCGACACGCUAUUCACGAAGGUCGACCCCGCCGUUGACGGAGAAGAAUGUCUCCACGACUGCGCUUCAUGUACCGUUCGGUACCCGGCGAAGUUCGACGUGGACCAGGAAGAUACAUUGUACGGGAACGUCAACGGAUGGUCGACACACCUGCUCGUCGCGACCGGGAAAACAGACUGGGUACGAGAUGUCGCGGACGAAGAAGGCAGUGUGAUGGAAGCGAUUGAGAAGGGGGGCCUGGAGCCCAGUAAUGGGCUGUCGGCCUCCAACAUGCCCGUGCCGGACGAAUACCACCACCACGACUCGGGAAAACAACCGACAACCGUCCUGCUCCUACCCAGCUUCACUAUUGUUGACCAUGUCACGCCGGCCCUGGCCUCUGACCUGAUCAAAUAUAUUGUCAAUCCCGCGCCCACCACCACGACGCCCCUGGGGGCUCUCCCGGAGCCAGUAUCCGCACCCACAUCAGACGACCAACCACAACAGCCACCACCACCACCCAUCGCAGACCUCCUAUCGCAGACGCCCCUCCGCUCGCGUCCCUGUCCCCACGCCGCGGUGAUCCUUCUCUGUUCCCAGCGCACGCGGGACGCCCGCUGCGGCCAGUCUGCGCCGCUUCUCCGUAAGGAAUUCGAACGCCACUUGCGCCCGCUGGGAUUGUACCGCGAUCUCGAUGACGAGCGACCCGGCGGCGUCGGCAUCUACUUCAUCAGCCACGUUGGGGGUCACAAGUAUUCUGCGAAUGUGAUUGUGUACCGCCGUCGCGAUUUGGAGUGGUACCGCAAACAGGACGGCAAAGAGGAGACAUCGGCGGAGGGAGAGGAAGGUGCGGCGCAGGGUAUCUGGCUGGCGCGCGUUCGUCCAGAGGACUGUGAGAAUAUCGUCCGGUACACAGUGUUGAAGGGGAAGGUGGUAAAACCGGAACAGAUUAGGGGAGGCUUUGAUCGGGAACGGGGCGUGAUGAGUUGGUAG
Aspergillus pseudonomiae is the source of this 1071-nucleotide messenger RNA. Its product is annotated as sucrase/ferredoxin-like domain-containing protein. NCBI's taxonomy places the organism in Eukaryota, Fungi, Ascomycota, Eurotiomycetes, Eurotiales, Aspergillaceae. The transcript is spliced from 2 exons. The record is from RefSeq and is a predicted model, not a curated record. Bases 1 to 1071 code for a protein of 356 amino acids.